AUGUACCCCAAAUUGCGAACGGCGGGGUCAGCACUUGCCCAGACUUCCCGACGCGGCCUGGACGGCCUUCGGGGCGCUGUGUACGUGAAUAGGCGGCGGCGAGAAGCCGAGCUCUGAGGGCCCAAACGGCAAGCGCUCCACAACCGCCAAGGGUGCUUGCGUUUCGCUGGAGGGGUUGCCGUGAGAGGCCUAGCCUCGUCGCUCAGGAAAUAAUCGCGGAGCUCGAACUUCCGAAAAGCCACUGCUAUUGCCUCGCGCUAUGCCGCUCCCCCUCCCCCGCCGCGCCGCCUUUCCUGCCGGCGGCAUUGGCUACUGGGAGUCGGAGCUUCCCACUAGGCCUGUCCUGCCUGUGGGGAUAAUGUACCAGGCCUAGACAGUCCCCUUGUUCCCCGGCUCACAAGGGGAACGUGCGCCCUCAUACGCCCGGCCAGCCAAGAGUCUCUUAACAGUGGAAAAGCGGGGCGGCACAAACCAGUCGCUUGGCCGCUGCCACUAAGCGAGCGAGCAGGCGAGUUUCCGUUGCCGGAGCGGAGAGAAGAAAUGUAAUAGGACUCCGGCGGCCCCCUUUCCCCGCCCACGAAAGCCUGCAGGCGGCAGCGGAAAGGAAGUUUCACCAUCUCUGGGGAGGUGAGCAUCCCAGGUGCACGUUGAGGCGUGUUCAGGUGAGGGCGGGGAGGCUUGCUUGCUGUUAUAUACUAGGCAGGGCAGAACAGGUGAGGGAUAACGUGCUGCUAUUGACAAUUAUAACGGAGUGCCAUCACCUCGCUCCGCCUCCGCGCCCAACCCGUUUGCAGAAAGGGAAGCUGCAGCUUGCGAUCUUCCCGGACUCUGGAUUGGAAGAAUCUGCCAUUAAUAGAGGAACCCCCCCCCCAACAACCGCCUCAAACUCGUGCAGAUAUAUGUGGCUGCUUACUGUCGUUGCAAACUCAAAAGUCCUCAGGUUAAAAUCCUAAGCACUUGCAAGUAAGCCCCAUUGGAUUCAACGGAACUUGUUUUUGAGUAAGCAGGCAGGAGAUAGUGCCAAUCUGCAUUACAAGAUUGUUGCAAAUAGACUUGAGAUGCAUUAGGUUAGGGAAAGUACCAGGGAUGCAUUUCUAAUGCAAUUCCCAGCAAGUAAAAUGCAUGGAAAUCCAUUACACUUUAGAAUAAAUGUACAGAGGACUAGGCUAUGGACUCUGCGCCAUGAAAGCUUGGGUCUUGAUAAGUUUGUAAGUGCCACAAGACUCCUAGUUGUUUUUUGCUUCCACAGACUAACAUGGCUAGGAUGUAUAAUGUUGUUCACUGUAAAGCUGAGAUGGGAUAGUUAUCUUGUCAAGGACAAGUGUUGAGAAAAGAGAAUUAAUAUUUAUUUGUGCUUUUCACACGUGGAAUUCUUGCAUAGAUUUAGUUCUGUGUUGGAAUUCAUACUUAUUCCACGUGUUGGAAUUCAUACUUAUUCUACCCUAGGUAGAAGCUGGAUUAUCAUUCAUCAAUGACCCUCUGUCCUAUGGGCGGCGGCCUUUUCUCUGGUAGAUUGUUCCAGGUCGGUUAAGUAAAUAGACCAACCAAAUUGAAAGAUUAUAAAUAUAAAUAUAACCUCGGAGGGAUAGUCAGGACAGGGAGAAAGGUAAUAAUAACCAGAAGCAGAUAAAUUAAUAAUCUCAGUACUUAAAACUUGGCAGAGGUAAUAAAAUAAUAAUAAUAAAACAUAAUGAUAAUAAUCAUAAGAUCCUAGGCGAGGAAUCCGGGUGACGACACAGAUGUCAUUCAGAUAGCAGCUCUCAGUUUCAUUGCUCUCUCGAUAAAUUUGGCAACCUUCUCUGUUGUCAAGCUGUUCUGGUUGGCUAGGAGUGAGAACAAUUUGGCUUCACAAGAGCGGCCCGGGAUGGCAGAUAGGAGCGGCGUGAUGGUCUCGUCCCUGAGAACAUGUUAUAUUGAAAUUCCAAUUUCUAAAAAUGCAGACUGAUGCAUUUACUUGAGAAUAAGCAGCAUAGCAGGAAUUGUUUUUCAAAACAAACAAACAAACAAACAUAGGAUCACACUUCCUUUGUAAGAAAAAGGUAUUGGAUCAGUUGGUGCCAGGAAGAUUUCCAUUUGAAACGUAUUAGGCACAUUUUUGCUUUUACUCAGUCAUAUUAAAACUUUUUAAAAUGUCAGCUUGAGGUUGGUCUCUCGCAUCUCCACCUGCUUUUUCUUGACUCUGUAACACACUGCUUUAUGGUUUGUUUGUGUGUUUUUGGUAAUAUCCCCAUUCUCAUAAAAUAUGACUCAAAAAUGACUGACCAAAAUGUGCUAGAUGAAAUAUAUAUAUCUAAAUUUACAAGAAUUGUCAUUCGCUGCGUCCAUAAGGAUUAGGAGUGCUGAAUUGUCACCUUUGUUUCAUGUGUGUAACUCUGCAUUCUUGUCUGGAAAUACAAAGAACCAUUUCUCAACUGGUUAGGAUUCCAGAGAAACCUUUUCUUUUUCCUUUUUGCCAGAAUUUAGGCUUGACAAAUGUCAUAACUAAUGCUUUUUCAUUCUUUAUACAGAAUGGAAGCCUGCAACAAGACUGUUGAAAUGGCUUUCCAGCUAACAACAUUUUUUUUCCUUCUGUUGGAAACAAAGCAAAUUAUUUCCCAUCUUUGUGCAUUUUUCCUUUUGAGAAAGUAGAGCCAUCAGGGCCAUCUUGUCUGCUAGAUUAAUUAAACCAGUCUUGCUUCUUUCUGCUUUGACCUUUAGAUGGAAGGAGACCAAGCAGCAAGCAGUAUGAAAACACAGACAGUUCACUUACUUCCAGAAGAGCAACUAGUGGCACUACAUCACCAGAUGGUGGAAAAUCAGGCAUCCUAUCAACACAGACUACAGAAUUCCCAGGAGGCACAGCAUAGGCAGGCAGUACUUGUACAAAAGUUACAGGCAAAGGUAAAACCAUUACAUUUCUAGUGAUAUCUCAAACAAGGAGAUGAUGAAUUUUGAGUAGAGAGCUCUUGGUGGAUGGAAGAAGGGUACAUGAAGAAUAAAGUGCUUGCUUGAAAACAAGUUUCCUUCUGCUGUUCUUCUAAAUAUGCAUUUUGGGCAUAGAACCUUUUUCCUGACUUGGCGAAUUGCUCAGUUCUAAACUUGCGAUAUCCCCCGUUUUUCUGUCUUUCUGAAAACCUGUACCCCCUCCUCCCCGAAGCAAUGAGCUGCUGUGCCAGUUGGUAAAUAUUAGCAUCAUUGUACUACUUCAAAGGCACUCUGCUGUGCUUGCUGGAAGUUAAGCUGAUGCAUCAAUAACCAGCUAAUUUGCCAUUUGAUAUAAAUGGUGAUAUAAAUGCUGGCCACAUGACCUGGAAGCUGUACGCUGGCUCCCUCGGCCAAUAAAACGAGAUGAGCGCCGCAACCCCAGAGUCGGUCACGACUGGACAUAAUGGUCAGGGGUCCCUUUACCUUUACUUAUGUAUGUGAAAUGUACAAAAUCAUCCCUAAACAACUUGGAACAAACUCAGAACUCUUAGAAUUUCAUGAAGGGUGUUGCUGCAUACACACUCUAAGAGGUAAUAAUAAUAAUAUACCAACUUUUCCUGUUUUAUUGCAGGUGCUGCAAUAUCGUAAUUGGUGCAAGGAGUUAGAAAUGCGUCUGGAAGCAAAUAGGGUAAGUUUUAAAGUAUGUGAGUACCAUUUUUUUUGUGGUUUUGCUAUUGGUAACAAAGUGUUGGAGAAAUUGGUGCCCUUGUCCUGGCAAGUGAUCACUGCUAAAAGAAAUUAGCAUAGUUCAAUAUAUGCUGUAAUGUCACAAACAAUGGGCAUGCUUAUUUACAUGGAAACUAGCAAGGAAAUCAAAUUAUGACAUAGCUUUGACUAAUCUUCUAUUAUGAACAGCAGGUGUGUGUGGAGGGGUGGAUUCUCACUGGGAUAAUAGUGGGGCCAAGUGAUUAUAGUUCCAUUUUCUCCAGUUAUUUUCAAAAAUAAGCCACACAAGGACUAAAGUUGUGAAUGACACUGUGUCUUGUUUGGCCCUUAAGCAUCUUUCAUUAAGCAAGAAAAACCCUAAAAAUGCAAGCAAAUGCACUUCAAGUUGUGCUCAUCUCAGCUGUUCACUGGCUUAUUGAUUCAUGGGACGUUAACAAGGAGAUCCUGAAGUGAGGAAAUAGACUUAAUAUGGAUGUUGUUUUGAUUAAAUUGUCUGCCUUUUUUGCAAAGGGGUCCCAUCCACACCAGUGGGAUCGUAAAGAGGACCGUAGUCUAGAGAAAGCGCUGAUCCAGUUGGAAGAAGAGCAGCAGAGGUGAGUGAGCUUUUGCAGAAGCUUUAUCUUAGCUGGUUUUUGGGGAAAGCAGUGCAACAGCUGCAGCACCAUCAUUUCAUCUUAUUGGGACCUUUACAAUAGAGAUUUGCUAAUCCAUUGCCUUUCUCCUACGCUUCAGAUGUGAGAAUUUAGCUGGGGUGAACAACUUGCUCCGUGAGCACUUGGACAAAGCCAAUGAGGUGAAUGGGGCUCUCCGAGAGGAUGUCAGCAAGCUGAUAGCUGACUGGACAAGGGCCAGAGAUGAGCUAGAGCACAAGGAGAGCGAAUGGCAUAAAGAGCGGGAGGUAGGAAUGUGUCACUAAUAAGAUACUGGGUAGGGAAGGUGGAUUUCCUUAUUGAUUAACCUUAUAUUCUAGGCACAAAUACUCAUUUCUGGUUUGGCAGGCAUUGGCUGGGAUUAAGAAAACAGUAGAAUAUUAAUUCAGGGUGCGUACAGAUGUACAUUGUUCUAGAAGUCAAGACGCUGUGGAAAUUGUUUCAUAUUUAAUAUACGUAACUUAUACUGUAAGUUAUAGACAUGCAGUUCCCAGUGAAUGAUUUUCAGAGGUAGUGUUGUGAAGAAAAAUAACUCCUGUAUUCAGUAUAGAUCUGAACAUACCUUUAAUUGAUGUGGAAAAUGCUGUGUAUUAUGAGAUUAUCCUAUACGAUCCAUGCAUUCUAGGUUAGAAAAGUAUUUCUCAACCAUUUGACUUCUUUCCAGACUUCUCAAUAAUUGGUCAGUCCUAAACAGUAUAAUAAAAGCUUUUUCAAAUUUCAGAGAAAUGUAUUUUUUAACAGUUUAAACAGACUCAGUUUUGUCGGUUCUGAAAAUCUUUAACAUGAUUCUGAAUGCUGCUGGCAAUAAUUAAAUAUGCAUUUUUGAAAGAAAGCAGUUUUUGUUUUAGGCUGGGAAAAUAAAGCUGUGACUUGCUGUUGUCUUUACAUAUAUAGUUCUUUGAGAGUUAUAUGCGGACUGAACAUGAUCGUCUCUUUGGCAUAUGGCGGCAAGUAGUGACCUUGCACCGUUAUUUUGUGGAAAUGAAGACAGCAACUGACAGGUGAGGUUUUUCUGUCAGUUGAAUGUGAAAUCAUUUGCUGAACUAAAAUAGCUGAUUAACAGGGGGGGAAACUGACUCUAGCUUUUCACGUCUUUAAAUCUGUAAUUUAAUUUUUUUUGUCCAGUAUAGUAUUAUUUGUUUCUGUUUCAGGGAUCUGUCUGAACUAAAGGCUGAGCAAGCAAGACUUUCUGGCUGUAUACUUGUCAGUUGCUUACACUUAAGUUCUGGCACACAGCUCUUGGAUACCAAUAGUUUUGAAAAACUUACCCUGAGGGGACAGGCCCAACAGCAGCAACUUCAUAUCAGGCCCAAGAAGUUGGAUAUGGAAAAGGAAAUAUACCAGCAAGCACAAACAAUUGUGAGUUUGCAUGUCAAAGGAGAAUUAGCAAAGGAGGAUCUUCAUAACAGGUAAAGUACCUCCUUAAAAGGCCCCACUAGCUGCUGUCCUCAUUUACUGUAGAUUUUUUAAAGAGUCAGAUGGGACAUAAUAACAUAACAGUGCUGCUGAAUCAGACCAAAGGCCUAUUGAAUCUAGUAUUCUCUUAAAGUGGCCACCUAGAAGCUCCUGCAGCCAAUCGGAAGCUACACCUUGGUUUUUGAAUGGUUCCGGGAGUUCAACAGACUCCUGGAACGGAUUAAGUUCAACAGCCAAGGUACCACUGUACUAGAAUCUCAGAGAUCAGUCACUGAUCCAGAGAAGGGAUUCAACCCAGUGUGGUUUUGUCUCUAAAAAAAAUACUGACCGGUGAUUCUUGAGCUGGGGGUGAGGGGGGGUGAGGAAGAGGAUAAAAAAGACAAAGGCUAUAUUUUAAGCUAGUAUAGUUGAUGUCAAAUGAGUUGUGAAGUAUAGACUAAGUGGUUUGGUGUCUGCAACUUUGGGCAUGUGAAGUUGGAUAGGAGUAUGUGUUGCUGCACAAUUUGCUUCAUAACUUUUUUCCUAAGGUGGUUGGAGAUUUGCAUUUUUUUUAAAAAAUGAAAGCUCAAAUCUGUGGGCCCUGCCUAGGGUCACCAGUGAAGACUUUCACAGGUGCAGGAUUGACAACCCCUGUGCUAAUGUGUUAGCCGCCCUGAGCCCGGCUUCGGCUGGGGAGGGUGGGAUAUAAAUAAAAAAAUAUUAUUAUUAGUGAAAAGCCUAGUGUGCUGUAAAUGCUUCUCUUCUUUUUCCAAGGGUGAUAGAGUUGACUGCCUUGCUUGAACAGUCACAAAAACAGAAUGAGGAGAAGGAAAUGUCAAUGAAGACUCUCAGAGACACUGUGGAGAUUCUGGUAUGUUUGCAACUGUUUGAAAAAUAAUCCAGUGGCUGUUGUGGAGAAACGUUCCUUUGUCCUAUUGUAAACAUGAAGAGGAACUGCUCAUUCCGUAUAUAUAUCUAAUAGUAGAGACUGUCAGCACUUAGAAUAGAGGUGUCUAAGAGCGAGUUGUUGUGAAGGGUUGCAAUUCUCAAGUGAUUCUAUAGUAUAGAAUGCAACAACUGGAAAAAGGUUAUCUGAAGUUUCUGAGGAAAUCUGCUUUGCUUCUUUCUUCUGGACUUGCCUAUAGACAGACUUUUUUAAAACGUAUUUUCUUUGGCAUCUUAGUUCUGGUUAGUGACGUAGCAGGCAUUUGGAGACACUCCACUGAUAUGAUGCUGUCAUUCAGUACUCUUCUUAAACCUGUGCUCUAAAAUAUGAGCUAUAUCUGAGGGAAUUGCACCUCUAGAAGAAGGUGUAAAGGUAAAGGGACCCCUGACCAUUAGGUCCAGUCGCGGACGACUCUGGGGUUGCGGCGCUCAUCUCGCUUUAUUGGCCGAGGGAGCCGGCAUACAGCUUCCGGGUCAUGUGGCCAGCAUGACUAAGCCGCUUCUGGCGAACCAGAGCAGCGCGCAGAAACACCGUUUACCUUCCCGCCAGAGCGGUACCUAUUUAUCUACUUGCACUUUGACAUGCUUUCGAACUGCUAGGUGGGCAGUAGCUCCCUCUUAAUCUCCCUUAUUCUUUUUCUAGGAGGCUGAUCGCUUGCGGAAAGAAUAUGAACAAUCACUGAGCAAUAAUACACAUGAAGAGAUACUUUCACUUCAGCAUGUGAUAAAAGAAAUAACUGAGGUAGACCUAACUGGAAUCUGUCUUCAUGGUUGCUUCUGUAGAAUUUCCCAUGUCUGUAUUUAAAAACAAAAUUAAUGAAAGCAGAUGUGGUAUAAACAUAUGAUCUAAACUUUAAACACAGGUUUUGCAUAUUUUGCACCUGCUCGGGGCACUUCCAUUUGUUCAUGUAUUUCAGUGUUUAAAAACUGAUUUCAAAACUUUUGUGAGGACUAAGCUUGACACAAAUUAAGCCCUGGUACUACUACUACUACUACUACUAUUAUUAUUAUUAGUUGAUUUCCCUUGGCUGAUUAUGUAAUCCUAGAUUUUGCUGCCGCCAUUUUGCUGGGUUGUAUUUUGCCCCAUCAUCAUAAUUUCCCAUCCUUGAAAAUGCAAUGGAUCACUAUUUUCCAGCAGAAGUGAAAGACAAAUAGGUAGCGAGGUGCAGUGUUUUGAUUGUACAGAACUGAGAAAGUAACGUUGGUCUUGGAUUUCAGGCAGUAAUCAAUGAGAGUGAUGCAACAAUUGGCACCCCACAGGAUGAGAACUAUGCUGAGCCUUGUAGCUUCUUGCAGUUGAACCCUGGUGACCCAGAGAGGGCUGUCCUGCUGGUGCGUGAGGUGCUGACUAGGAGAAGCAAUGAAGUGCAGGUGAGAGAAUUUCAGAGGUUCCCUUGCCAGUAAGACUAUCACAUCACCAGUAGUAAAACUCCACACCUCGUAUAGCACUUUUCUCUGCCUUUGAUGCUCUGCCUUAUAAAUUUCAACCUCUUCCUCUUCCUGCUAAUAAGUAUUCCUAGUUCCGUCAAGCUGGUUUUGACAGUCAUUUCUUUCCCAGACAGGUCUUGCAUUGGUGAUUUGUUCUUUCCACUUUUCUAAUCUAAUCCCUUUCCCCAUGAGCAUUCUGUUUAUGUCCAAUCUUACAACUUUCUCUUUUUAUUUUUUUAUUAUAAUUUUAAUUAAGUUUUCAGUUUUACAUUUCAAAAUAAGCAUUUUGCAAACUUUAAAAUACCCAAUGAUUUCCCUCCUUCUCCUUCCAUGGUUCAUUUUACAUGUCAUACAUUCCUGCAUAUUUUACCAUAACCAUUCAGAUCAGUUUUCUUCUUUUACAUCAAUCAAAUAUUAUUUACACUGUUGAAUUUAUCUUAAUGAUGCCAGGUUUUUCAGCUGUGUACAGUUAUUUUCCAUUUAUUCAAUAAAUGUUUUCUACUCUUAUUUAAAUAUAUGUUCUUCUUGCUCUCUUAUUCUAUAUGUUAAAUCUGCAAAUUCUGCAUAUUCAAUCAACUAAAGUUGCCAAUCCUCUUUUGUUGGGAUCUUGCUCAGUUACCAUUUUUGGGCUAACAGAACAUGGGCCACAGUUGUUGCAUACAUAAAUAACCUUUUAUGACACCUUGGAAUUUCUGUCUGGGUUAUUCCCAAUAAAAAGGACUCUCUUUUUUGGGGCGGAAAUAAUGUUAAACAUUUUUUUCAACUCAUUAUAAAUCAUUUCCCAAUAAACCUUUUACCUUUUUACAUGUCUACCACAUAUGAAAAAAGGUUCCCUCCACUUCUUUACUUUUCCAAUACGUAUCUGAUCUUGGCCAACCUAUCUGGAGUUAAACACUAUCUAUGGAUCAUUUAUAAAUACUUCUGUUUUAGUGAGUAACAUGCAAUAAAUUUCAGAUCAUUUUCCAAAUCUAUAUUGUGUCCUAUAUCUAUUGCCCAUUGUGUCAUUGAAAUUUUAAUAAGCUCGUCUUUUGUUUCCCAUUCUAAUAAAAAUUACACAUUUUAGACAGACGUUUACCCUUGUAAAAGUUCUUUUUCAGAUUGUGAGCUUUGGUCCAGAAAUCCAUUCUUUUAAUCUAAUUUAAACAUAUUGUGUGUCUGUUGAUAUUGUAGCCAAUCCGUAACCUGGCUCCUUAAGUUUUCCAUUGGUUUCAGUUUGGGUUCCCUCCCUGUAAAAUCCAGCAGUUCCCUGUAAGUCGCCCAUUGUCUAUCCAUAUUAACUCUCUUAAUUGUAAUUGCUUCGAUGGGAGUUAGCUAUAAAGGAUUUUUUAUUUCCAGCAGAUUUUUGUAUUUCUCCCAGACUCUAUACAGAUUCUUUCUAAGAAUGUGGUUCAUGAAACUCUUAUAAAUUUUAGCCUUCCCAUACCAGAUAUGCAUGUCAGCUAAAUUUUAAUCAUGGCCUACUAAAUCUAAAAUGUCUGCAUUGCCCAAUACAAUUCAUUCUUUUAACCAAUUCAAACAAGCUGCCUCAUAAUACAAUUGCAGGUCUGGCAGGGCAAAGCUUCCUCUUUCUUUUGCAUCUAUCAGAAUUUUUUGUUUAAUUCUUGGCUUUUCUCCCUGUCAUAUGAAUUUAGAAAUAUCUGUUUUUCCAUUCUUUGAAGAAGCCUGGAUUAUUUACAAUCAGAUUAGAUCAGAAUAAAAACAGGAUCCUAGGGAAUAUAUUCAUUUUAAUGGGUGAAAUUCUACCUAACAUGGGGGAGAAUGAAACUUUCCCUAUCUCCAACUCUUUCUUAACCUCUUUCCACAAUUUAAAUAUAAUUACUUUCAAAUAGGUUGAAUUUGGGAAUUUGUCAGCCAGAUUUCCAAACACUUAAUUUUUUUGCUUAUUUUUAAACCAGACAUCCUUUCUAAAAAAUUUAUCGACUGCUCAUCCAUGUUUUUGACCAACAUUUUGGUUUUAUAUGGGUUUAUCUUGAAACCCACCACUUCUCCAAACCUUUUAUUUUCUUCCAAUGUUUUGGGAACACUCUCCAAAGGUUGUUCUUGUGUCAACUGCACAUCGUCAGCAAAUGCCCUUAAUUUACAGUCUCUACAUCCCACCUCAAUACUUUUAAUUUCUCUAUUUCUCCUUACAUUCUGAAGCAAUAUUUCUAAUGUCAUAAUAAACAACAGUGGAAAUAGGGGACAGCCUUGUUUCGUUUCUUUUUCUAUUUGGCAUUUAUCUGAAAGAAUAUUGUUUACUAAUAUAUUUGCAGAUUGAUCAGUAUAGAUUGCUUUAAUUCCUGCUAGGAAAGAAUUACCUAUUUCUAUUUUCUCCAGAACCUUAAUCACAAAAGACCAUGAAAUAUUGUCAAAAGCUUUCUCCACAUCUAGAAAGAUUAGGGCAGCCUGUUUUUCAUUUCUUACUUCCAGGUAAAUUGAUUGCAUUUCUUAUAUUGUCUUUCAUUUGUCGGCCUGGUCUCUGUGAACUGACUCAGUGUCCUUUUCAAUCUACUAGCCAAGAUUGUAGCAAAUAGUUUAUAAUCACAGUUGAAGAAUGAAAUUGGUCUGUAAAUUUUAGUCUUUGUUAAGUCACUGUCUUGGUUUGGGAUCUGGGUAAUGAAUGUGUGUUUCCAUGAAGCUGGAACUACUGCUGUCACCAGAAUUCUGUUUAUGGUGACCUCAACCUUACAACUUUCUCUGCCUGUACAUAACAUUCCUUCAGUCUUCAGCUGCUGCUUCUCUGUGGACUAAUGCUUAACCACCUCUGUCUGUAUAUAAUACCCCUUCAGUCUCUCACUUUCCCCCUAAUCAUUAUAUUUUGCCGCCUUCUGCAGCACCUGAGACAGCAGCUCUUGUCUAGUCAAAAUUCUGUCAGCUCCCUGGAGAAGCAACAAGAGCAGCAGAAAGACCACUGUAAGUUCCUAAGCCAAAAACUUGAGCAGCUAGAAGGAGAGCAAGACACACUCAUUAGCCAACUUCAGCAUCUGCAGUCCAUGGUGGAGACUUACCGCAGGUCAGACAUGUAAUGCUUUCCCCAUCUUUAAAGACUUGUAUUGUAAAAUAGAUCCAUAUGCUUCUCUUGGCUUGCAGUGUUCUUUCCUCUUGUCAAGUCAGUAGGUUGUCUCCAGUGCUAGUCCUACUCAGAGUAGACCCAUUGUAAUUAAUGGGGGAAAGUGGCUUUUCCAGUGGGUCUACUCUGAGUAGCAGUUAGCUGGAUUCAGCCCAAUAUCUCUCUGGAUUUGAAGCACCUAUUUAAGUUGUGAAUAAACCUUCAUAUGUGGACUGUGCUCUUCAAAGUUUGCCUGGGGCAGUUUGCAUCCACAGGUUGGAGAGAGACAGUACUCAAGAAGUCACUCUGCCUUUCAGAUGUGAUGGUGUCCUCAUUUCCCUGUAUUCUCCAGUAGCCCAGAUAGGAAAAGGAGGAUGCUCAGUCAGUAGUAGCUAAACAAGUGCAAUGAAACUUUGCAGUGUAUCUCUGUUUUUUGUUUUUCUCUAACUGAAGACUUUUUCUUCUCAGUGACCAUGUCACCCUGGAUAAAUCCAAGAUAGAAUUACAGCAACAGCUGGAAGUCUUGGAACAGGAAGUCCAGCACUUGCGCCGAAGCAAUACUGAGCUGCAGCUGAAAGGAGACAUGGUGGAUGGCCAAAAAGAAGAACAGCAGCAUCAAUUGGAAAGGAUGCUGCGGGAGAGAGAAUAUAUGUGAGCCUUUUGUCUUUCCCCCCCAAAGGGCAGUAAGUUUGUUGCUAGGGAAAUACAGGAAAAAGAGAAGCUGGCAAGAGCAUUCACAAACCCAGUUCUUACAACAAUCCCUCUCCAUUUUAUGAAGGUUGUGGAAAUUUGGAAUCUUUGCACUUUCUUCACCCUCUUGUCAGGAUUGUGUAUGGGCUCUGCCAUUUCACUUUUAAAAAUGAGCCCCUCUGGAUAGCAUUUGUGAAAUUUGCAAAAAAAAUAAUAAUAUGGUGCUGUAUGAGGAUUUUUAUGUUAGAAAAUGAAAUUUGCAGCCCCGGUUAAGCUUUGGAGCUCUCAUGUACUUCACUACUUAAAAUAAACAAGUGUAUGUGUUCAUUCAGUCAGGAAGACCGAAAUGCUCUUGAAGAAAAGCAUUCAUUGUUGAAGAGUGAGUUGGUAGCCAUGAAAGAAGCACUGGAAAAAUCUCACCUUGAUGGAGAACUGGUGAAACAAGAAAAACAUGAACUUGCUACAGCGCUGGAGCAGGUACAGUUAUUUUCUUUGCCUAGUAAUAGCCAAACACACUCUUGAAUUUAAACAGGAAACUACAUAGACACUCACUGUAGACAGACACUGGCAUGUUCAUUAAACUGCUGUAAAGUGGUGGUCAGUGAGCAUAACAGUAGAGUUUACAAAAAAAAAUCAAAAUUCUGGUAUUGUCCUGUUCUGGGCAAGAGGCUGAGCUGCAAAUCCAGUUCCCACAGCAAGUUUCCAUGUUUCCUGGCCACCACAUGCUCCCAUCUCUUUCCCCAUGGUUUAGUAAAGCCUGUGAAGGACAGUUAUGGAGAAACAACAUUGUAGCAGCAUUUGACAUUAGUGCAUGUAUAUUGGCUAUAUGGCUUAAAUUUAUGCAUCUGGGGCAAUUCUUUAUAACUUACCUUUGAUUAAUUUUGGGAGGCUAAAAACAGGAACAGCUGCAACUUUCCUUCUUCUCUCCUGCCUGGCUCCAUUGCAGCCAUUCUUCCACUGAAAGUCAGAACUUCUUGGACUGCAUUUGAUUUUGAAAAGAAAAGAAAAAAGGAGGAAGUUCAACAAAUAAUGUGUAAUGUCUAGUUCCAGUCUAAGUAAAAUGGUGCUAAAGAUUUCUACUCAGAAGUGUUCUGGUUGUACUAAAAAAAGAAAAAUAUAUAUAUCUGGCAAUUGGAACGUGUUUCUGACACAAGCAUUUGAUCCUUGUGACUGGCUCAGAGAUUUUUUUAAAAAAACAUAAACAUACAUAUUUGGAUUGGUUUUUUCAUGAUCAAUCAGAAUAGUGGUUUUUUCAUGGCAUUUAAGCUACAUACUCAUACAUUAGUAAAGUCGUUGGGUUUCUAUUUAAGGAAGAAAAGGAGACAAACUGAUGGAAAACCAGUGACAUAAUUGAAGAUUAAGAGGGUAUAUUCUAAAUAAUCCAACAGAUAUUAAUCUAGUCUUUUCCCCAUUAGAACCCUCAGUGAAGGUUCCAUGCCACAGGGAGGCAUUGAGGAUAGAAGUUAUCUUAAAAAAUAUGUAUGUAUCUUAAGUUUUACUCGAGUGCUGCCAUUGAAAUUAAUUGUUCUAAGUUAGCUAUGUCCAUUAAUUUCAAAGGCUGUAUUCUAACUGUGACUAAUACAAGACACAACACAUUGCCUUGAAUGGCUUCAGAGAGUGAAUCAUUGAUCUUUGGUGAGUGGGAGGCAUUUGACUUUCCUCAAUGGGGAAUCUGAAAUAUCCAGCUGUAAGCCCUGCAUACUGUUCGGGGGGAGGUGUCUCCUCACCUUCAGGGACAACCUUUUAGGGAGUGCAAGAGGUUGCUGCAGGAAAGUCCAUUUGGACAGCAUGAUAAAAUAUGGUUUAUUGUAAGUUAACAAAGUUAGGGGCAAGUCUUAUUCUGCUUUUAUUGACUGGUACUUCUUUGUUUUGUGUUUUUGGGUCCACAAGGCUGAGCAGUCCUUUGCAAAGUUAACUGGUGCACACAAUAAGCUAAAAGCAGAAACUGCUCACCUUCAUGAUGCAGUUGCAAAGAUGAGUGCCCUUAAUGAAGCUCUAGCAUUGGACAAAGUGAGUUUGAAUCAACUUCUCUUGAAGGUAAGAAGACUGUUGCAGCUGAACUAUUCUUAUUCUGUGCAGCCUACAAAAUAUAUGUAAGUAAUUUGCUAAUAUGUAGGUUGCAUUUUUAGCAGUUCGAAAGCACAUCAAAGUGCAAGUAGAUAAAUAGGUACCGCUCCAGUGGGAAGGUAAACGGCGUUUCUGUGCGCUGUUCUGGUUCGCCAGAAGCGGCUUAGUCAUGCUGGCCACAUGACCCGGAAGCUGUCUGUGGACAAACGCCAGCUCCCUCGGCCAAUAAAGCGAGAUGACUGGACUUACGACUGGACUUAAUGGUCAGGGGUCCCUUUACCUUUACCUAGGUUGCAUUUUAUUCAGAACGGGGGAAAGGAAGGCUGCUGUUUAAAAAAAAAAAUUAAUAAAUUUUGAAUAUAGAAACAAUCAUACAAUCAAUUACAGUUCCCCCCAUAACAACCCCAACUAUGUCCAGCUUUAUUAGUAGUAAUAAACUGAAACAUAAAUUCAAUAGCUGUCAAUUUAAAAAAUGUUGUUCCACAAGUUCCCAUGGCCUAUACACAUGUUUUUUCUUCAUUGCAAAUGAAGUAAAAGUGGACCACAUUUUGUAAAACUUUUGUAGAUUCUUGUGUUGUCUUCUUUCUUGUACUUUAUCUCUCAACCUUCCCAUCAAGAUAAAGGCCCAAACAAUAAGCAUACCAAAUUUCAUAUGUUUGCAUUCCAUAUCCUCCAGUGCCUUGCAAGAGCAAGAAGUGCUGCAGUUAUAAUAUGCAUAAUUAAGUCUCUGUAUCAAAUAUAAUUUGCUUCAGCUGCAGAUAUUGAAAUAGUGCCAUUUUCACAUCUAAUCAAUUUAAAAGUAAUUUGUUCCAUUUCCUAAAAUACCCUUAACUAGAAGUUUUUAAUCUGUGGCAUUUUCACCACAUGUGUAUAAAUGUUCCUUUAUCCCCACAGUUUCUCCAACAUUGUAGAAAGGUAUUUUUGCAUAUUUUACUUAGUAACGUGGAGUGCUGGUACCAUCUGUGGGUUAGCUUUAAGAUGUUUUCUCGUACACGAGCAGAAUUAGCUCAAAAAGGAAAUAUUUUCUCACAUUCUUUCCCAUAAAACAUAAUAAAUUUCUUUUAAGUCUUUCCUAUCUAGUCUUCAAAUUGGAAGAUUUUGAUGUUUAAAAAUUAACGAUAGAUUUAUAAGCUAUAAAACAUUUUAAAACAAGGUUAAUGAAUUUGUCCCUUGUUUGCAAAUUUCUGUGAUACUGAUGAAGUGAAUGACUUGAGCGUUUACCAUCCAAUUGUGGGAGAAGUUUGUUGUAUAGCUUUUCCAGAUAAAGGGGUACCUCUGGUCUUUAAGCCAGAAUAUGCCCAUUGAAGGCUGCUCUUUUAUCAGUUGCUUCCAUUUCCUUAAAUGUAGAUGGAGCAGGAAAAACAGGCACUUUUGGACAAAGUUGAUCACCUGGAAAGACUAAGGACCUCUUCACAGAAACAGCUCAACCAGAUGGCAAGAACAAAUGAGGAACUAAGUGCAGACAAGACUCGGUUACAGCAGUUGCUACACAAGGCUGAGGGAAUGCAGGAAAGUUUACAGGAAGAGUUAAAAGUACUGAGAGAUGAACAGAAAGAGACUUGUGAGAAGCUGAGCCAGGUGAGUGUUAGCAGCAGACUUGAGUUAUCCUGCAUGGACAUUGGGCAGCAGCAGUGUUGUGCUUCUGAAGUUGGGUUCAGUUAGAUUAUGGAAUUCUGCUUGAACAGUGAAUAGCUCAGUUUGUUUGAAGGUGGUGCUGAUAACACCAAGGUUGCAGGUUUAAUCUCCAUAUGUGACAGCUGCAUAUUCCUGCAUUGCAGGGGGUUGGACUAGAUGAUUCCAACUCUACAAUUCUAUGAUUCUAGGAAUCUUUUCAGUAGCUAGUGCUGCUCAUCACAAAGUUCAUUUUACUGUUCUUGCAUAAGACAAUCUUUUCAAUCUUAUUUGUACUCCAUAAGUGUUUCUGGGUAAAGUAUGUUUUGCAGCCAUUGUAACACUCAUCUAGAUUUUCUUCUUUUCCAAUACACAUUCUUUCUAAAAUCUGGCCACCGGUGAAGUGUCACAGUAAAACAUUAAGUGCGGUGGCCUUCAGGCAAUUAUAUAUUUUGUACUUUGGUUCUCUCCUGUGUAUAGAUAAUCAAACUUCUCCAUAGCAGUCCAUCUGUAACAGAUCCAUUUUUCUUUGUAAUGUGCAGUUAGGCAGGUCCAUCUCUUCUGUGAGAACAAUUUUCUAUCCUUCAAAAGAAGCUAUAGAUCUAUUUCUUUUUACAGUGCAUUAUUGCUUAAAGUGACAGAGCUUUGCCUUUUGCUAUAAAUUGAUUUUCUUUCUCCUUCAUAGGCUCACCACCAGCAUGAGACAUCUAGUACUGAUUUGGAGCAUGCACAUCAGGAGUCAAGUCGUCUUGGAGAGGUGCUGGCCAAGACGUCCAAAGAAAAGGAAUCAUUAAUGCGUGAGAAAGCCGCAUUGGAAGUACGACUAGGGGCUGUUGAACGAGAGAGGUGGAGUUUUUCAGAGCAAGUGGCAGAGUACAGGUAAGAGGCUGACGAAUGGAAGAACCUUGCCUAUUUGAAUAAUUAUUUAAUGCAAUCAUUGUAGCUCUGGAUUCUGAGAGAUGACUUUCCAUCAGAGGACUAUGCAGCUUUUUGUGUCUUGGCUGUUCAACCAUGUGGCAGAAGUAGUUCCACAUCUGCAGAAAGAAAUUCAACAAAUGCACAACAGGAAAAAUGUUUAAGUCAAGCCCAAGUUUGAAAUCCCGUACACAGUUUGACAGGUCUGUUUUCCAUAAAGCUGCAAAACUUACACUUAAUAGUAUUUCUGUUCUUCCAGACAUUGUUUCUUGUAUCAGCAUGACAAAUGGCCUGUGAUUGUUGUCCUUAUUGUCUGUAUAUUUAGAGGCCGACUGGUGCACUGCUACAAAUGAAUGACCUCCUUUUGUUCAUAGUGUUUCCAGGGUACUCAAACUGGCUUUGCUGGGAUUACAUUUAUCAUGUCAUGAGCAAGAGAUUAAAGUCCCACAAAUUCUGUAUAUGUAAUUUGUAGAUCAACAAAGGAUCUUCUGGAAUCAAGCCUCCUUCAAGCUCAGCUGCAGGUGUCUGACCUGGAAGUUACCAAGGGUCAACUGGAAAUGAAAAUCCAGGCAAUCAACCAGGCCAAAGAAGUGAUACAGGGUAAGAUGUUUUCAAAGGCUUCCAGCAAAAGGUAGUAUCAACAGAGCACCCUCCCUUCAUGUGAUAAAAGGCCAGUGGUCAAACAAGCUGUUAUGCCUCAUACAUUCUGACUCCUGCUCUUUGUUUAUUCUUACAGGAGAGGUGAGAUGCCUUUGCACUGAACUGGAAGCUGAAAAGUCAAAAUUUAAGCAAGAAAAGGAAGAAAAAGCACAACAGCUCUUGCAGGCCGAGCAGAAGUACCAAGAAAUGCUUGACCACUGUCAAAUUGUACAUAAGGAGGAAGUUAAUACACUACGUCAAGAGUUGGUAAGCAACCAUAUGGUCACCUCUUUAAUUCAUGAUAUAUAUAUUUUUUGGGGGGUGGGAAAUUGAUCAGAAGAUAGAAUUAAUAAAGUGGCUCAAAAUGCCAGAUGAUUACCAAGACUUACUUUUCCAUUCAACUGUUAUGCCUUGUACUAAUUAAACUAUUAGUCUUUUAAACUACCUUGCUUCGGAUGGGUUGUUUUCAGCAUAAUGCUAAGGUGAAUUGUUUGUCAGCUCAAGGAUUUCUCUGUGCACAAUCAAGUGCUCCCCCCUCUCCUCCCCCUGUGCACUCUCUAAAUCUGUUCUGCGAACCCCCAACACUCUGGAGUAGAAUUGGUGUGGGACAGAUGCAGGGGGAGGAAAGGUGGGGAAGCCAGGUUUUGAUGGACACAGAAAUAAGAAUCUUACCUUAGAUUGCCAGGAAUUUCCCGUUGCAGCAAACCUUAGCAGAGGGUGCAGAGAGGUGUUUUGUACACAUAAUGGUCCAGUGUCUUGAUCUCUAAACUCUGGUUCUCUUAUACAUCUGCAUCAGGAUGCUCUCUCUGCCUUAGCUGAUAAAAUAUUAGUGAUAUAAUGCUAUUAAAGUGUGUGAAGAGCUCUGAAUACCUGACAUGCACAUAGGCCAUGUUGUAGUGAAUGGAGGGGUGGGGUGGAUAGCUUCCUUAUACUAUCCACUACAUCGUAGUUAGUGUUAUGGCUAUAAUAGUAUGCUGCCUUGUUAAAUGGAUCUGGAGUAGUUGUGAGUGUGCAUUUGUGCCUCCAGUUGCAUGAUAUAUCUCGUCUAAACCGUUGCCCAAAAUUUUUACUCUUUGUUGUUGUUGUUGUUGUUUUUUACUUCUAGUGCGUUUUUCAAUAUAAAACAAAUUCAUGAGGUGCUUGUAUUAUUGUUGCAUAUAAUUUUUACUUUAGUCUCUUCUGGCAUUGAUCAGUUUAGGAAAAAUCUGUGCCUGGCAACCUUGUGGUACAACUAAUUUGGCUUCCGCUACAUCCAACCUUACACAGGCGCCUAGCUAUUUUGUAUUCUAGCUUUCCUCAACACCAAACAUAUAAUAGCAGCAGAAAAUGGAGAAAAUAUUCUGUUGCAACAAAGUCCCUAACAUAUCUCCACACCCAUCUAUUGCAAUGUUACUCAUGACUCUUUCAUAUUAGCUAGGCUUGGAAAGCACCAAGUAACAUUUGGAAACUGGAAAAAGCAUGAUAUUACUUAAUCCAUUCCAUGUUCCCCACCUCAUACACACACAUAAAAGGCACAAAAUGCUGCCAAGAAGAGCUCACAGUGCCUCUGGCAUAGCUUAUGCCACAUCCAGUGGUUAGGAGAACAGCAGCUGAUGUCUGCAGCCACAAGCACCCAAUUUCCCAGUCUUUGAAACCCCUAGGAGCUCAAGCAGAUCCUGUUUGUAAACAGUCACCCUUUUGGCAUGGCCGCACAGAGAAAGGAGGACUGGCAUUCCAGUUGAACAGUCUGCCAGUUCCAUAGGCCAGUGACUAAUAGGAAACCUUCAUUUAGUACCCAUAGGUGAUAAUUAUUACUCUCAGAGCAAAGUGUGAUAAAUAUCCUUCCCAGAAGCAAAACUCAUAACACUAUACACAGCAUCUGCUAAGGUAAGUAGUAAACGUUACAUCAGUGGCUAGAAGCGAGACUGUUUUUUCCUUUCUUUUUGUUCAUUUAUUGGAAUUGGUUGAAAUGCUUCCAGGAAGGUGAACGAGAACGCCACCGUUUAGAACUGGAGCAGGUGUUGGAGCGCAUAGUCAAGGAAAAGGAAGAGAGUGAAAGUGUCUAUGAGAGGAAGCUGCUGGAACUACAACAGGAGGUCGUUGCUGUAAAAACACAUAUGGAAGACGAGCUCAUUAAGGCUGAAAAUGCCAAGCAAGAGGUAAAGUUUGAUAGGUGCUUUUGACCUAGAGACAUCCCCCCACUCCUGCCUUUCUCUUUUGGAACCUUGUGAUGGAAUGGUAUCUGCAGGAAGCUGUCUCCCGCAGAGCAUAGUGAUUGGAUUUUGUAUAUAAGGGAUGAGACGAUCUUUUAGGUAUCCUAAAAGCAUGGGUGUCGUCAGGUUUUAUGUUGGGGAGGCAGGCUUUAUGUUGGGGGAUAACCUCAGAUAGUUAAGUAUUUUUUAUUGAUUUACUUGUUAGAGGGAGGCAACUGCUCCCCUUAGCUGUGUCCAUGCCUAAAUGUAUUAUAUGAGGAUUGCUUAGGUGUUGUAUGAGAAAUGAUGUAUUUUAGGUAUUAUGUGAGAAGGAAAAAAGCUUUUCUCUAUCCACUUAUACUGCACCAUGCAUAAAUUUAUGCAUCUAUAGCAUGUCAUCAUUAUUCACCUUUUCUCUAACUAAAAAGCCCCCAUUUUCUGUAAUCUUUCCUCCCAGGGGACCUGCUCCAAUCUUUUGAUCAGUUAGGAGUUCAGCUGGAAUGUUUUAAAUUCUCUGCUUGCUAAUAUCUAGGUGCUGCUAGAAAAAGAGAAUGAGAAGAAAUCAUUACAAGAGCUUCACCUCCAAACAAAACAGGAACUCACUAGUACUUGCCAGCAGCUAGAUUAUCUCCGUCAGGAAAUAAAGAAGAACCAAGAGAGGGAGCAGGUAGGAGUAGACCAGAGCAGAAAAGCUUAUGACAUCUACCAAGAAUCCAGCAGAAAGCUAUGACGCAAAUAUGAAAUAAAGCAUAUUAACAUGAUAGAAAGUUGGCUCAAUGAAUGGAUAGUUUAGACCAAUUACAUGGUGUGUGAAAGGUUUUCCUAGGACUAUGUGCAUAGAAUUGAUUUCAGAACUCUUGCCCAACCCAACCACAUUUGAUAAUGCUUCAUUUUUGAAGAACUGCUUGUUGAAUGCCUGUUAAUUAAGGUUCAGACUGUUCCUGCAUUUUUCCAAAGUUGUGACAUGUGAUAGAACCAAAAGCAAGGAGAUGGGUUCUAAUUCUAAUGCAAAAUUGCAUCUUAUUAGCACCUAUCAAAUUUUGGCUUACGUUUGGUAACUAAGGCAUUUAUGAAAUCCUUACACAAAAGUUUAUCCAAAUGGUUUUAGACAAAACCAUAAAUGAAGCUACUUGCAGCUUUUUCUUGUUCUGCCCUCCAUUUUUCCAGUAUAAUUUGAAUAAGAUAUAUCCAAAAUCCGCCACCUUGUUCUUUUUUUAGAGUUCAUUUUGAUGUCAGUGCAAAGAUUUUAUCUUUCAUUGCAUGCUCCUCAUGAACCCCAUUUCUCUUUGUAGAGUAUAAUCCUUAAUUAUGCCCUACAUUUCCCCUAGAUACUUGGUAUGAUUGUUAAUAUGCUAUAUUGAAAUUUGCAUUUUAUGUCUGCUUCAUAAUUGUUCAUCUUCUUACUGUCAUUUAUUGAUUUUUGACUGAAGUAUUAAGUCUUCAUCCCACAAGAUUUGUGGCCUGACUGUUGUGAGAUGUAGAUCAUUUUAUCUUGUGCAGCAGUUGCUGUACAUGUAUUAUAAUUGCACAUUAUAAAAUAGUUCUCAAACCUGAACCUUGGAAAAUAACUCAACUUUUUUGGCCGGGUGGGGAGUGCAGGAUACUUUGCAAGGUUUGGAAGCUAAGCUGAAGGAGGCCCAAAGUACUAUAGAAGCACUAGAAAAGAAGUACAAGGAGGAGCUCAAGUCUCUCAAAGAAGAAAUCAACUUUCUCCAUAAACAACGAGACUCUUUGCAAAGUCAGGUGAUUUUACUUAAAACUAUGUUCUAAGCAUUUCGUUCAGUGCCAAAUAUGUGGUUUUUCACAAGCUGCUUCAACAAGUAGAAAUGGAAAUCUCUUUGUGGGGUAAAACUAAGUUAUGGGAACCUUUCCCAAACCAUCGUGGAAAAUUACUUGAAGUACUAGGGAAACCAAAAAGCCAUUAUUUGAAACAGUUUUGGAAAAAUUUUGAUGCAAUACUCCAAGAAAAGCUAUGUGUUUGGUUCUGUAUAAGAAUUCAUAGGCAUGCUAAAAAUGUAUUCUGUUUCUUUCAUGUUACUCAAAUGGGGCAAUGUCUCUAUCAUGCUUGUAAAAAAGUCUGGCUUGGUUUAUGAAGCAAAUAAAAAACUGCAUUCUGUUAAAGUGGAUGUUUGAAUUGACAUGAAACUCUGUUUCUUGAAAUAAGAUGCUUGUAUCUAUAUUAUCUCCUCAUGUAUACUAAAAUAAGUGGAUACUGUAACUGCUGCAUCUUUGCUGUUCUCCUGUCUAUUUCUAGGUACAAGAGUUGCAGUCACAACUACUGACAGAAAAAGAUUCUUGCCAUUUGAUUAGCCAGGAGGCUCAGCAGCAUUUAAGUGACAUACAAGAGUUGUCCAGACAGAAAGCAUUGGAAGUUGCACACCUCCAGAAGAUGAUGGAAGCAGAAAGAAAACUUCGAGAAGAGAGAGAACAUCAAAACAUGGAGUUGCAGAAUCAGAAAGAAGAGAUGGAGCACAGAAACACAGAACUGCAUAAUAUGCUGCAAAGUCAAUGGGAGGAAGAACAGCAUCUGAACAGAGAGCUGCAAAGCAAGCAGGAAGAAAUUGAGCACCAACGUGCCACAGUUCAGGCCCUGGAAAGGGAGCAGAGCCAGUGGGAGAAGGCAAAGCGCCAGAGUUCAGAGCAGCAUUCUGCACUCCAGAGGCAGUGGGAGGAGGCAAAAUGUCAAAAUAAGCAACUGCAAAAUCAGAACAUAGAGCUGCGGCACCAAAAAGAGGAGGUAGAACGUCAGAAUGCACAGCUGAAGGCUGUGAUCCAGAGACAGCAGGAGGAAGCGGAACAUGAGAGUGUGGUGCGUCAAAACCGUUGGGAGGAGGCAGAACAACGUUAUUUAGAGUUGCAGAGUUGGAAAGAGAAAGUUGAACAUCAGAAUUCAGAUUUGCAGGCCCUUCUCCAUACCCAGCAAGAGGAGUUGCAAUGUCGGACCAUGGAGCUGCAGGCAAAGCAGGAGGAGAUGGAACAGCAGAGCACUGCUCUACAGAAGAUGAAGAAGGAACGGACUCAGUGGGAGGAAAUUGAACGUCAGAAUUCAGAUCUUAAAGUAGCAUUGCAUGCUUUGGAGCAGAAACACACCAGGUGAGCCCAACUUUCAUAAUUUAUGGGUGGACUAAUUGUCUCAAAUAGCUAUCUCACCUCCACACACCCGGUGUCUAAACAGUUAGGUAUGUAUACAUAAAUUUUCAGAAACUGCACUUUUCAAAGCUUCUCUUGGAGAAAUACUGGGCAUUAAUUGUCUACUCACUUCAGAUUGCCUGAUCUGGAACUUUUGGCAAAAAGGGGUCCUCCUAAAAUCCCAGCCUUGGCUGGGAUCAAAUAGUGCACGGCGGUUGUGUCUUUCUCACACCGCCCUGCCAGCUCUGAGCUGCAUUGCGAUGCAGGGAUCUGAUCUGAAUGGUUUGCCUGGUGAAUCAUAUCCUAGCCUCACAAAGGAGUGCAGGGCUGACAGGGCGGUGUGAGCAGCACCCCCCAGAAAAAUGCACCCAGGGCCAUUGUCCCCAGCCCCCCCAACACUGUGCCCCAGCUCUCCACCCCAUUUAUGAAGAUUGUAACUGGAAUGCCUCCUUUUCACUUAAAUCCCUCUUUUUGUCCCAUUACAUAGAAAUUAUACAUACAAGAUAUAUAGUUUGCACUUGAGAUUAUCAUUUAUUUAUUUUUUAAUAAUUGCAGUGUCUUGUGCACAUAUGUUGGCACACUGUUUGUUUGCCAUAGCCAAGUCUUUCAUAAGUGUGUCGUGUAAGAGAACCAAGGUGAAAAGCCAAGUCUUGUAGUUGCUUGCAUCGGGUUGUUGUUUUUUCCCAUUCUGUAAUAGAAGUCCUGCUUUUUUCCGGUUUCAGUUUGGCUGCAUCCUUGGAGGAGAAGGAACUCAGACUCAAGAGACUGCAAGACAGUGAUAGUGCUCACCAGGGUGAAGUCACCAAAUUAAAUACUGCACUACAGCAAGCAGAGCAGCUGCUUGCUGAGCAUAGCCGAGAAGAGCAGGAGCUCACUAGACAGGUAUUACCUGGAAAAAACUCAAUACAGGGUGCAAUGCUGCUUUUUAUUUUUCUGCCCUACUGCCAGCCCCCAUCUGCUUCACAUGGUGUUUCUGUUAUAUAGCCCCCCUCCCAAACAUGGCUUCUUUUCCAUAACACACUGGCUUCCAAAUAUACGUGUGUGUGUGUGUGUGUGUGUGUGUAUAGAACUCAUAUUAAUACCUGAUGCCUGGUCCUUUUCACAAGCAAAUUAUAUCCUUAUCUCCUUUCUAUGCAAAUUAUAUCCAGCUUCUCUUCUUUGUUUGGUUGAUUAUUCACCCGGUGCUAACUUCUUUGCAUUCUAGUCCACCAUUCCAAAAUCAUUGCAAGCUGUGUUGCUUUCCCCCAGAUACAAUCCUUCAGGGAAAUUGUGCUAGAGAAGGAGGCUGCCUUGGUAGCUCAUAAGGAGCAGCUUGCCCGGAACCUGGAAGAGUCCCGUGCUAGUGAGCAGUCUUUGAAGGACUCCAUGAAAAUGCUGGAAGGUGAAGUAUCUCAGCUCCGCCUGAGCCUGAGCAGCACAGAGAGUCGGGCAGUGGCAUUGGCAUCGGAAUGUCAGCGUGCUUGUUCUGCCCGUUGGGAGGCACAGUCUCACUUGACUAAGCUACACUCGGUUCUGCAGUACAUGCUGUGCAAAAGUCCCGAGGCAAAGCUGGAGCAUGGAGGGAGAGGAGACAAAGCUAUUCAAAGCUCAUUGUUCAGUGCAAGAGGUGAGUCUAAUAAGUCGACUAGUAUUAUGUCCUUUGCAAGUAAAUUGUUGAACAUGUGACAGAGCCAGAACUCUGCAAUAGGGGAAGGUACCUUUUUGUGUGUGCUUUGGUGCUUAUUACUUAUUUUCUAAUAUGAUGUCUUGAAAUGGCACACCUUUUCACGUUGAUUCAACUUCAAAUGGAGUGGCAAAGUGCCCUAAUGUUGCCAUCUUUGCCUAAAGCUAAGAUAGUGAGUGACACCUUGCUCCUUUCAAUAGCAGUGGUAUAAAUUGCUUAUUUAAGCAGCCCCUGCCAGCAUGUGGCACAUGUCAAGCCAUUGGCUGUCUCAGGUAUACAGGAUGGAAUUGAUCUUUCCUGAGAUUAGUUGGGAUAGCCCAGAGGAAAGAACAGGCUGCUGUUGGAGGCAGAGGUGACUGAUAGCACCAAAAGUCUUGAGGCCACUUCCUUGUAGGGAUGGUACAAGGUUUUGUGUAGAAGGAAAACUCAACUGUGCCAAACAGUUAAGAACCAUCAAAUGACAGAGCAGUGUCAACUGUGUCCUGAGAGUUGAAUCAGACGCAGAAGAUUGGGGUGGUGAGACUGGCCAAGGUGUGUAGAUUAGAUGGAAUGGGAACACUAUCAUUUUUCUGUGGAAUAUUGCUGAAAAUAAGUCAUAGUGACAAGUCUUGGGCCUAGCUACAAAUUACACUGAUACCUUGGAUUCUUGUUUGUGUGACAGCCCUGACAUCUUGUGGAUUGUGUAGAUAAUGCACUGGGUAUGAUAGUUACCCUGUGAGGUCAAACUUUUCAAGAGCUGUGAAGCUGUUGCUUUGUGGGUACUUCCACAUGGAACCCCUCUGCUGAUUUCUUUCCCUUCUCAUUCCACUUUUGUCAGAAUACAGGGUAGCGUGGCACCAUCCCCACCUUUCCAAAGUUUUUGUUUUUACACCUAUGGUAUUCCAUCCGCAUCAGUAGGUGGUGCAUAUCUGAAAGUGCCUAUCUUGUUCUUGGUGAUCCUUGCCCACUAUUGCACAUCACUGAGCAUGCACAGAAAGUAUGAAGCAGGGUCUGAUUUUUGUAAUUGUCCAGCCGCAGGAAAUGUUUGACAUACAGUUGUACAAUUGCCCGUACAUUUCGUAGUACAUCUCUCUUGCUGCACCUGCAGAGUUGGGUUGUUUUUUUAUAAUAAUAACUGGAUGGGACUUGCACCUUGUCAACAAGCCCAGCUUAUGCACAGCAGAAUUGCCAUCUCUUUCUCCUUCCUUUCAAAGUAAAAGCAACAGAUGUGGCUAUUCUGGAAAUAAAAUGGUUCAGAUGAGCCAAACUGGAACCAGGCAGAAGUGGCUAUAGAGCUCACCUCAAUAAAUGCCAUAUGAUGUGUCAGAAACUACAUUCAAAAAUGGAAUAGCUUUGCUCUGAAACAGCCGCAUCUUCAGAGUUUUCGCAUUUAUACUGGACUUAACAGUAAUACUUAGAUUCUUCCAGGGAGAAACUGCUUUAACAAGGGUGGCAGGGUAGGGGGCAGAUGUACUGGAAUGCAUACAAUUCAAGCACACGGUCGUAGAUCUCCCCACCCCAGAAGUGUGCUCGGGGACACUACAAAUAUGCAGUAAAUAGUAAUCCUCUGUGUCUUUUUGCUAUAUUUUUCUUGGAAUAAGCAGUGUCAUGCAUUAUUGGUACUAUGUCAUGCAUCUCUUCCAUCUCCCCACCCUUAUCUUGCACUGAAGAGUUCUUGCAUUACAAGAAAAAGUGGACAGUAGCAGCAGCUCCAUAUCUCUUGCAGCAUCUAGUUCUGCCUUCAAUGAAAAAUAAUCCUAGAAUUUUCUAUAUCUUGUCUAACAACCCUUCAGCUAGACGCUGUUACAGAGGAGGUUUAUUUCUUCAGAACAGGAUAAUGGGACGGGACUGUCUUUAUCUCAGCUGAAGGACCUUUCUGCUGAGCUUACAGUGGAGAGAGUGGCAGAAGCUAUUCAGGACCUGCGGCAAGAACUCUGGCAGACUCGCCUAGAGCGGGUAAUUGUUUCACUUUCUUGAAAAAUAAUAAUCAUAUCACUGUCCUUGAUUGGCAUCCAAGCUUAAAUGAUAUAGUAAACUUUUGAAGCAUAAAUACAUUUCCCAUGGAUUAAAAUAAAAAUAAAAAGCAUGUUGUUUCAGCCUUAUUAUUAAUCCUCCAUGUGGUGCCUAGUAUACAUUAAGUCAGCCUUGGUCAAUCUGGUGCUCUCCAGAUGUUUUGGUUACAACUCCCAUCAGUCUCAACCAGCUGAUGGUUGUCAUCCAAAACAUAUGGAGAACACUAGGUUACCCAAGGCUGCAUUAAGCACUAUAGUAAUACAGUGGUGCCUCGCAAGGCGAAAUUAAUCCGUUCCGCGAGUAUCUUCGUCUAGCGGUUUUUUCGUCUUGCGAAGCAACCCUAUUAGCAGAUUAGCGCUAUUAGCGGUUUAGCGGCUAUUAAAGGCUUAGCGGCUUAGCUGCUAAAAGGCUAUUAAAGGCUUAGCGGCUUAGAAAAAGGGGGGGGGAGCGAAAAAAAAUCUCAAGACUCGCAAGACAUUUUCGUCUUGCGAAGCAAGCCCAUAGGGAAAUUCAUCCUGCGAAGCGCAUUGAAAAACGGAAAACCCUUUCGUCUAGCGGGUUUUCCGUCUUGCGAGGCAUUCGUCUUGUGGGGCACCACUGUAAUUAUCAGGAUGUACCAUUGUAUUGAAUUUAUUUUUUCGCUUGUUGUGUUUACAAAUGAAUCUCCAGCUUGCUUAAUAUAAUAAUAUAUGCCAUAUCUGUUCUCUGUCAUACUAAUGGUUCUAUGUGGCUCACUAGGAAUGGAGAUAAAUAUUUGCCUUAAAAAUAUUAUAGUUGGUUCUGUCCAUCUGAAUUUUCCGCUGCUGCUUCUACUAAAAAAUUCUGAGCUUAGCAAAACUUGUUGCUCCGUGAUUCAGCUAACAUCUGUCCUUUCGAUAAACUUUGCUUUUUUUAGUACAACUAGUUAACGGCUGGAUAUGCAGGAACUCACAAUGCAUUUUCCUAUCAAAUUGGCAAAACUGUGUCCAACAAAAACUGAUGACUCUGUCUUCUAAAGCAACUAAGGCAACUGCCUAGGCCUCAGUGUGUUGGGAUUUGCCAUAGUGUCAUUUGCUGUGGAGAGAAGAUAAUUUUAGGAACAGAGGAAGCUGUCAUAUGUGGAGUCAGACCAUAGGUCUAUCCAUUUCAGUAUUGUCUACAUUGACUAUCAUGAGCUCUCCAGGGUUUCAGAUGGAAAAAAAUCCAAGUUCUAUACAACUUUUUACUGUUGACUUGGCCCUAAGAUGCUACUGGAGACCAAACUAUAUGAUACACAGUUUUAUGUAACUCUCCCCUGAUGCUUUUUAUGUUUAAUUUUUUAAGAAAAGUAGUUGGUGGACCCCGUAUCUAGAGUAGAAAUUUGGUGGGUAGGGAGGUAGAAUAGUGUUUUUCUUAGUAGGCAGUUUUCAUCUCAAAAUUUCUUCCUACAGGAGAAAAAGAUUUUGGAACCUCUACCUUUUCCUGCAAAAGAAAAAGUGGUUCAAAUGGGGCAAUUUUUGAGAUAAAAACUAGUUGGCGAAGAAAAGGUUUACAGUAUACUUUAUACAGAACUCUGUGUGACAUAUAGUUUGGCCCUGAAAAGGGGAUUUUGUUCAUUGUCUUUGGGGGUUCCUGGUCUUUCUCCUUAUUUUACUGUUCUCUUCAUUGGACAUGCAUAGCAUACAUUGUACCCCUUUCUUUUCUUGCAGGAUGAGAUGAGAAAGAAUUCAGAAAAGCUGAAGCAAGACCUCAGUGAAAAGGAAGCAGAAAGAGACCGCGUCAGUGCCAAAGCUGAAGAGCUUCAAAAGUGGCUAGAUCAAAGCCAAGAAGGUAUAGACUCCUCAUUUUCACUAUGGUGCCUCAGAAGUGUCAUAAAUCUCCCAGAAGUAGAGAUGUCUGCUCAAAAAGUGGAAGCUGGGGGAAAUCCACAAUAUGAAAAACAUUAGAUGUCAAUAAAACGUGCUGCGUCAUGCAUAGCAGGGGUUGGAGACAAAAAGAUGCCCUUUUUAUGCAGAAAGUUUUGGGUGAAAUAUAAGAAGGAAUAAAGGAAGGUAUCUAGCAGCUGUGGGACAUUAAGUUUUCCAGAUCAGACAUCUACAGUGGUUUUUUUUAGAGAAACGGUUCCAAAAUAGUUUCCCUUGCAGGGGGCGGGGUCACUGUUCAAAAUAGCUGCAGCUUGUUAUGUUUUUUUGUCUAGUUAUGCCAUUUCUAUCCCACACUUCAUUGCCAGGUGCUUUCAGGGUGCAUUACAUAGUAAAAUGCAGAUGUACACAAUAAAAUUGAACCAAUAAAACAUUAAGCAGCAUUAAAAGUAUUCAAGUAUGCUCACUUUAAUCUAUUCAUUGUCAUACAAGAACAUGUAAGUCUCAAAAUACUGACCUCAAUCUUCACCAAAAGUCUGGAGGAAGAGGUAGAUCUUUCACUGGUGCCAAAAACAAAAAAAUUGCUCUUCUUCUUACAUUCUCCAUUUCAGAAAAAAAUGUGAAAGAAGGCAGACGAGGCUCCCUAGAGUCUGCCUUGAAGGCAGAGGUCAUUGCUUUCAAAGAAGAGAAUGUGACUUUGCAUGGGAAGGUGACUGCUUUGGAGAAGACUCUUGAGAGUACAGAGAAGCAAAGAAAGGAUGUAAUGGUAAGGCUAGCAGGUGGUCUGCAGAGGUCCAGUUAUGAAAUUGGACAGGCUCAUGAAUAUCUGAUGGGGAGUGUUACUAUUCUUGAUGUGAGACAGCAUCUAUUAGGGAUUUACUUUCCUUCUCUUACAGCUUUUGCAGAACCAUGCCCACUGAACCUACAGCAUCCUCUACUUUUUGAUAAUGCUAUACUUAUCUCCCACAGCCUGUUUAAUGCUUCCAACUAAUUCUUUUGCAUUUAACUGCAGGGACUGAACAGUUUUUGAUAAGCAACUAUCACUAACACAAAUGAAGAAAACCCAGAAGAAAUAAUAAUAAAAAUAAUGAAAUUCAGUGAAGUGUCAUAGUGCUGUAGUCUUCUAUUAUUCAGAGCCUGAUUUUUAAUUAGUUGUUUGCUCCUUGUGUUAUUCUGUUAUGGCUUAAAGAUUCUCUCCAUCUGGAAGAAAUAUUGCAUGCCCUCUUGUGAACAUUUCAGAAAGUUAUUCUGAACUUGUCUAUUAUGUGAAGUGAUGCCACUUCAGCAGACAUUUGGUUAAAAAGAGAGGUAAUCAGUUCAGUUUUUAUGUAAAGCUUAUGUUGAAAACCAUCCUAUUUCCUGUUAAUAUAUAGUUAACAAUAAAAGUAGGGUGGUUCAGCUAACAUCAUAGCCAGCUUAGCACUCUGCAUAAAGAGAGCAAAGAGUUGCAGUUUGCUUCUGCAUUUUGAGUAAUUAUAUUUCUGUUUCAGAAUGAACGAGACUUGUUACAAAUGGCCAAGGAAAAGCUGACAUGGGAACUGGAUCUUCUUCGGGAAUCUGUCACAGCCUGUGAAAUUCGAGCAAAUGCCAUGGAGAAGAUGAAUCAGUCCCUAGAACAAGAGCUUCAGGCAACUCUCUCCACUCUCAAAAUUAAACAGGAGGAAGCAGAGACUCAACAAAAGAGAUUUAAGACUUUGCAGCAAGAUGCAGAAGUGCGAAAAGGUUUGCAAGAAAAUCUGGAUUACCUAACUGUUACUCUAGGAAAAAGAGAUGAAGAAAUAAAAUCCCUGCUACAACAAAACAGAGAACUGGAGAGGCACAGAGAAAUGCAAAAAUCUGCUGUGGAACAUCUCACUAAAGAUCUAGAAAAGAGAGAGCAAGAAAUUGAAUCUCAAAACAAACAGAUUAAAGACUUGGGAAAGCAGAAUAAAACACAGGAGGCUGCUCUAGAGAGACUGAAUAUAGAUUUAGAAGAGACACUCCAGAAUGUGAAAUCUCAACAGGACAAGAUCCAAAUACUAGAAGACCUGUUACAAAACCAAAGCACUAUAAUGGAAAGCCUGAAUUUGAAUCUGGAGCAAAAAGUCAAAGAAAUGACAAUCAUGGAGGAAAAAAUCCACAUUGCUGAAGAGAAUGAGUCAGCACAAAUUGGUGCUCUGCUGAAAGAGUUGGGUGACUUGAAAAUAAGGUUGAGUGAAAAAGAUUGGGAACUCGCAUCUCAAAAGCAGCUACUUCAAGAACGGGAAGAACAGGGGGGGAAGCGGGAAAAGUCUCUUCACACCAGCCUAGAACACAUGAAGGCCAUUCUCAGGAACAAAGAAAGGGAGGUAGAAUCCCAGAGGGGACAGAUAACAAGAUUCCAGCAGUGCGAGGCUCAGCGUGAGAACCAUCUCCAUGAACUGCAAGAGAAAGUAAAACAGAUGACAUUCAUGUUGACCCAGAAAGAUCAAGAGCUUGAGUCACAAAAGCAGCAGAUAAAAGAGCUGGAAGGAGAAAUGGAAACAGAACUAAAGGCUCUUCGUGAACUUUUGGGUAAGACAGAGGCAUCCUUGAAGGAAAAGAACACGGAGUUGGUGUUUCAAAUGAAACAUGAAGAAGAACUGAAAAGGCAGUUAGGAGUUCUGCUUGGAGAUGUCCAGCACAGGGCAGCAGUAUUAAAGGAGAGAGAUGGUAGUGCAGAGUUUCAGAAAGAGCAAAUGCAGCAGCUGAAGCAAGAAGAGCUGCAAGAAACAGCUAUUGAUUUGUUGGAGCAACUCAGGGUGUUGCUAAAGGAGAGAAUGCAAGAAAUUGAGUCCCUGAAAGAGCAGCAAGAAGAACACAAGGAGGAGAAAGAAAGGCUUGUGAGAGAAAUGCAGACAAAUCUUGAAUUAGCAGAGCAUGCUCAGAGAAAUGGUGAGAGGCAACUGGAGUCCUUCAAGGAGGAGAAUUGCCAGCUUAAGCAACAAGCGCAAAAAGCAGCAGCACACACUAAAUCUCUAUUGGAGAAACUGGAGUUGAACAGAUCUUCUCUUCAAGACAGAGACAAGGAGAUAGAAUCUUUACAAGGGCACAUAAAGGAACUCUUGAGGCAGAAAGAAUUGGAACAGAAAAGUAUAGCGAGCCUAAAGCAGGAGCUAGAUAAAAUGAAGCAAUUAAUGUCAGAAAAGGAAGAUGAGCUUCACAAGCAGGCUGAGCAAAUUAGCACAUACCAGGUUAAAGUAGACGUCACUCUUGCAGAAUUACAGGUAUGCCAGAAUCGGGCAAGUCAUCUGGAGGAAGUAAUUAAACAGAGAGAAGAAGAAUGUGAGAGAGGCCACCAAAAGCUUCAGCACCAACACAAGCAGUUAAAAGAGGAUGAAAAAGAAGACUUUUUAGAAGAAGGGGAGAAAGAGAAGAGAACUCAAGAUGAGAGAGUGCAAAGGCUAAUGAAAGAUGAGAUGAAGGAACUUCUUGAGAACAUACAGCAUCUUCAACAUGCACUGAAGAAAAAAGAUGAGGAAGCUGAGUGGCAGAGAGAGAAUAUUAAGCGGCUGGAAGAGAGAGUUAGUGUUAAAGAGAAGGAAUUGUUAACCUGCAGUGAACAGCUGAAGGAAAUUGUUUCUCCUCUGAAAUCAGAAGAGAAGGGAGACUGCAAUUUACAGAGCUAUAUCCAAAAAAUUCUUAUGUGGAAGGAGGAGGAGGCAGCCAAGAACAAGUCUCUUCAGGAAAAGGAGCAGCAGUUGCAACGGCAAAAUGAAAAAAUUCAACACUUGGAAGACGAGAAAAGAGUAAAGAGACAGGAAUUUGAUCGUCUGACCGCUAUUCUGAAACAGACAGAAAGUGAAGAGAUAGAAUGGCGAGAGAGAGCACAGAAGCUGGGUUUGUCCCUGGCCCAGAGUGAAGAGGCCUUGAGAGCCCUGAGAGAAGAAAUGGCUAUUGUACAGAGCAUGGUUUCGGAAAGGGAUAAGGACAGGCUUCAUCUUCAAGUAAGGAUUUUAGUGGUGCUAUUUAAAAACUCUGCAAGUUGAUCUGUUAUAACAAAGGGGAUUAGACAAAUUCACAGAGGAUAAGGCUGUGAAUGACUACUGGAAUGAUGGCUAUGUUCUAGCCCCACUAAUGGAGGCAGCACAUCCCUGAAUAGCAUGAAAUCACAAGUAGAGAGGGUAUGGUUGCACUUGUGUCCUGUUUGUGAACUUCCCACAGACAUCUGUUUGGCUGCUAUGACAGCAGAAUGCUGGAGUAGAUGAACCUUGGGCCUCAUUCAACAGGGCUCUUCUUACACACUCUAUAAAAAUAAAGUAAGAUUAUAUUUCGUGGUAUGGUUGUAUCUGUCCUUCAGUUCAUUUUGUACUUUGUAGUAGGAGACUGUCUUGGCUAGAUAGCAUUAUAAAAAUGGGAUUUUAGUGAGGUACCUCCGUGUUGCUCUCCAGAUUUGCUGGACUACAACUCCCAUCAGGCCUAGUUAUUACAGCUAGUGGCCGGGGGUGAUGGGAGUUGUAGUCCCGCAACAAUGGGUGGGCACCACCUUAGUUACCCCUGCUCUGGGGUGUAAUUAGCAGGAUGUGAGUAACUCAUAAGAUGAAGUAGGAGAGAGAAAGAACCCAAGUAGCUGUGGGUUGAACCCUGACAGACACAUCCGCAUUUAGAUACAGUUCACUUGUGCAUAAUACUCUAGGGACACAGUAAUAACAUGUUUAAAAAGUCUGUGUAACUACUUGGGUACUUAGGUAAGUGAAUAAUAUGGUUUGUUCCGCAGGAGCAGUUAGAUACAGCUUUCAGAGCUCUGGAGGAAGAGAAACUAGUUACUAAAGCUCUGGCAGGAGAUGCAAGUCUGCUACUCAAAGAAAAUGACAUGCCAGAAGUAAGGCAAAAGGAGGUUGGAAAGGUAAGAUAAAGGAACAGGUGGGAAGGAUACCAAAAUAGAGAAGAACACUUGAAUUCUGAUGUAGAAGGGGCAGUUGUUGAGUUUCCCAAUUUAUGGCACAUGUCUAGUUUAAGGGGCUAAUUGCCUGAUUUUAAAAUUUCCAGUAACAACAGUGCUGAGACGGGGUUCUUUCCAAGAGAAGGAAAAGACUGUGCCCUAUCCAUGGAGUAAAGUGUCUGUUCUGCAUAUAUAUCAAUUCCAGUAUCUUUUAUGGUCCCUUCUUUACCCCACCCUGUUUUCUUCAUCAUGCAGGAUGUGAGAAAGGAGGGAGAGCUGACAUGGAUAGCUGAAAGGAGACUCUUAUGCAAACGCCUGCAGCUUCUGCAGCAAGCUGUUGCCAGGCUGGAGAAUGAUAAACAUGGCCUAAAGCAGCAUAAUAUGCAGCUUAGAGGUGCACUAGAGCAGGUGAGAUUACAAAAAGAAGAAGAAUCAGACUUAGUUCAUGUGCCUCCUCCCCAUUUCCCGGUGAAAUUUAAACCUACCUUAUCACUCAUUGCCCGCCCCUUAAGAUACUGUAACGGUGCCUGCUCCUGAUUUUUCCAGUGCAGACUUGUACUGAUUUAAUGGGCCGGUGAUCUUUUUGUUAUUUUCUCUCAUACUCUGUGUUCAGAGAUUCGGUGCUUUCUAGAAUACCAAUGUCCUGUGCGACCUAGCCUGCUCAGCUCCCGUGCUUGGGGUCGUCCAUUUUCACAACCUUCUUCUGCUUAUCCCUGUUUGUCCUGAUGAUCAUUGUCAUAAUCUCUUUUGUGAAUGCCCUUGCCUGCUUUUUCUCUUGUCUUCAGGUAGAACGUGAACGUAGGAGACUGAAAAGAAGUCAUGGAGACCUUUCUCUGAGCUCUGGCCUCUCCCAGGCUGAUUCUGGCACCCAAAAGGUUCCAUCUCUAGCAAAGGUCUGAAUACUUGCAUCCCAUCCAUUAUUUUUGUUCUGUAAUAUCCUGUAAUAUCUUUUCUUCUGGAUAUUAGCAUGCUGGUCUCUAAACUCUUUUUCAGUGCUAUUGUUGUCUUCAGUUGUCCUUGGAUAAAUGGAAGAAAAAAAUAAAUUUCCUCUUUAGUACUUUUCUCCCAUGUUGUAGGCGUCUUGAAAAUAAGCAAGUGGCUGAAUCUUGUCACUUUUCUCUCUCUAGGAAGAAAUUCAGGUUCUCCAUAAGCAACUGGAAGAGUUACAAAAGCAGGUGAGCAGUUCAUUUCUAUAGCACCCUGAGGCUUUCAGAACGGUGUGCCUCUUUCUCUACCUCUUCUUCCGUUUUGCAUCUCCACUGUAGAUGAGCCCCUAUAGUAGAGAUGGCUAACCUGUAGCAUCUGCCCCUACAAGCCGUCCUUUAAAGGUAAUAAUAAUUGGAGCUAAUGGAGAUUCAUUGAAGCACUUUACCAUCAGUGGCAUCUGGACAAAUCUUUUAAGGGAGAGAGGAUGUAUGCUUCCUCCCCACCUUAAUCUGUUGAAAUCUUAGUCCCUCCUUUAACAUAGCUGUUUAUUACCGAUCAUGUCACUUUGCUCUUGUUCUUGUAUAAAAUGUUUACUUACACAGCUUACUAUGCAAACACUGAAAAAUGUUAGAAAUGAUUAAUAAUAAUAAACCUGGAUGAUAAAAAAUGGGACUGAAGGUGUUCCUUGCUGAGAUGCAGAACUGUUGAAAGCAAGAUACUCAGAAUCAAACCAUCUAGUAGUUCCUGAUACUAUCUUUUUCGUUUUUAGGUUUCUGUUCUACAAAAGCAGCUGUCAUUGGAGCGGAAGCAGAAGCAGGAUUAUGUUGACUGCUGUGCCAAAACAAGCCAGGAGCUUUCCUGCCUACACCAAGAGCUUUCUGAUUCUUUAGCUGCUGUGGCUAAGGAGCCCGAGGCUGCUGUCCUGGAACUGGAGACUCGCAAGUUGGAUGAAACCCUGAACCACAGCUUGGCAGUAGGCUGGGAUGGUUUCUUUUCUGGAAAACAACCAAUAAACUCAACACCCAAAACAGUCCAGAAGACCUCAAGAUAG
Molecule: messenger RNA, 34630 nt
Organism: Podarcis lilfordi (Lilford's wall lizard)
Lineage: Eukaryota; Metazoa; Chordata; Lepidosauria; Squamata; Lacertidae
Source: the annotation of a GenBank genome assembly